Molecule: messenger RNA, 615 nt
Organism: Prunus armeniaca (apricot)
Lineage: Eukaryota; Viridiplantae; Streptophyta; Magnoliopsida; Rosales; Rosaceae
Source: the annotation of a GenBank genome assembly
AUGGAACAAAAUAAUCUACCGGUAAUGGCCAAGAAAAUAUGGAGCUUAGUACGUGUAGCUUUCUUCAUGUUAAGAAAGGGCAUUUCAAAGCGAAAGCUCCUCCUCGACCUCAACAUGAUGAUGAAGCGUGGCAAGCUCGCCAGCAAAGCCCUCAGCAACCUCAUGUUCCACCACCACCAUAGCCAAAGCCACUCCCACCACUGCAGCGCAGCCUCCUCCGCCGCUCCUCGGGAGUACGAGUUCAGCUGCAGCAACACCCCCAACUACACGUUCCACCUCAUGGGCAAGCGCCGCCACCAGAGCCACCACCACAACUUCUUCGCGUGUGCUCACGCGCCGCCCACUCAGGAUGACGAGGUGGCUGCCGCUGGCGCCGUGAAGGCGGUGCUGGAGAUGUUGAAUAACGAAGUGAUGGCUACGGAGGCGGCCACUUCGGUGGCAGCAUCACCGCUUCCCGGGUUCGGGAAGAGCCCCAUGGUCCGCCAGCUGAGGAUAACGGACUCUCCGUUUCCUUUGAGGGAGGCGGACGAGGACAGCCACGUGGACAAAGCGGCGGAGGAGUUUAUAGAGAAGUUCUACAAGAAUUUGUGGCAGCAGAAUAGAAUGCAGGACUGA